This is a messenger RNA of Dissoconium aciculare CBS 342.82, 606 nucleotides long. RefSeq lists its product as uncharacterized. NCBI's taxonomy places the organism in Eukaryota, Fungi, Ascomycota, Dothideomycetes, Mycosphaerellales, Dissoconiaceae. The transcript has 2 exons. The record is from RefSeq and is a predicted model, not a curated record. The annotation marks the transcript as partial.
AUGAGACUUCUCAAUGUCAAAUCCUUCAAACUCGAGGAAUUCCAAGACGAUGUGCCAAAAUAUGCAAUCGGAUCGCAUCGCUGGAGUUUCGACGAGGCGCUCUUCAGUGACGUCCGGCUCGCGCGAAAUACAGAAGGUGACGGCUACAAGAAACUGGUUGCCUUUGCCGAUUAUAUGAAACAAAAUUUGCCCGCUGUAGAAUGGCUAUGGAUCGACACAUGCUGCAUAAAUCAUCAAGAUCCUACGGAAGUCACCCAGAACCUUGAUUUCAUGUUCAAAUGGUUCCGGAACGCUGAGGUUUGUCUGGCAUAUCUCGCCGACGUGGAAGUCGCCACCGAUAUGGACCAAUUCAGACAGAGUGUAUGGUUUACAAGAUGUUGGACUCUGCAGGACCUGCUUGCACCACGGAUUGUAGUAUUUCUCUCGGCUUCAUGGGAAACGAGUUAUGAUUUAUCAGUCGACGUGAAAAUGAGUUGGAUGAACGGAAGGGCGUCAACGCGAGAAGAGGACACGUGGUAUGCGUUAUGCGGUAUAUUGGACGCUGUCAUUGGUACAAGAUAUGGCGAAGGGCAUGCCAGAGCAAAACGGCGUCUGCUAGACGCUGUA